Messenger RNA from Engraulis encrasicolus (European anchovy), 780 nucleotides. RefSeq lists its product as uncharacterized. NCBI's taxonomy places the organism in Eukaryota, Metazoa, Chordata, Actinopteri, Clupeiformes, Engraulidae. The record is from RefSeq and is a predicted model, not a curated record. Gene Ontology annotation, molecular function: protein binding. The transcript is spliced from 6 exons. The coding region runs from base 62 to 685 and encodes 207 amino acids.
UCUCUCCACACAGAUAACCAUCAACCCAGCACUACUGGCAAUCCAGAAUCGGAAUUGGAAGAUGGCCUGUCGCAAGAGACGGUUCCAAUGUGAUGGUGGCAAAUGCAUCAACCUCAGAUGGGUUUGUGACGGGGAGUAUGACUGUGACGACAGGAGUGACGAAGACAUCAAGUACUGCGAGAUGACUAACGUAGAUGCCACUCAGCAACCAGAUUAUUUUGAUCUCAUGACAACGACUGGAAGUGAAAACCUCCCUCAAGCACUUAAACCCAUGCUGACUCACGACAGUACACCCAUCCUGGUGGGCUCAGUGAGUUUGGCUGCCGUGGUGUUCAGCGCCCUGCUCCUCAUGCUCUACAGAUGGAGAAGGACAAAAAACACCUCAGAUGACUCAGGUCUUACACACAUCUCUCAACAACCUGCAACUGAUAUGGUUAUGAAUGACUAUGAGAACGAGCCUGCAGGAAAUGGUUUCCCUCUGACAGGAAGUGCAGAAGGUCAGAUGACAUCUGAGUACGAGAUCAUGGACCCGGUCACCAACCAGAAUCAAGAACAAGUCUACUACGAGACCAUACACUAUGCAGUCUACCAGCAGCUAGCCCUGCCAGCCGACCAAUCAGAUUCGGUCUACCAAAGCAUAAGCAUCUACUCUAACCAAUCACAAUCAGCCUGUCACAAAGAGUAGCCUAUCAAAAGCCUGCUGUCACAAAGGGAGGCAAAUAAAAAGCUAAUCAAAUGUUGGACUAGCACCUCCCUUCCUUUCAUGUUGCCUUGUGGCCU